GCGCGCCAUCAUGGAAUCGAAGUAUGCCGCUCUCCUUGCUCUGGCUGCCGUUGUGGUCCUGGUGCAGCCUCCCUUCUGCGCAUGCGCCAUAAACGAGGACCUGCUCCUGAGCUUCUCGAAGUCAGAGAUCGUGAGCGACGUCAUACCGGCGGUCCCCGAGCGCGCGCUCAACGUCAGCUACCCCGGCGGUGCGGCCGUCAACUUGGGCAACUUUCUCACGCCUGCGCAGACGGCUCACGCGCCCGACGUCAACGUUGUUGGAGACCCGGGCCACUGGUACACAGUGAUUCUCUUGGACCCGGACGCGCCGUCCAAGAGCAAUCCGAAGAUGCGUCACUGGCUCCACUGGCUGGUGGUGAACGUGCCGCACAACGACACGACCACGCUGACAAAGUACGCCGGCCCGACUCCACCUCCAGGCUCCGGCAGGCACCGAUACGUGUUCCUCGCGUACGAACAGAAGCAGUCCGGUCGCGCGCAACACUAUGAGCGGCUUCGGCAAGGAACGGGCGAAGUUCAACCUCCCGGCGUUCCUCGAAGCUCUGGGCGUCAAUCAACUGGUGGCCGCCAACUUCUUCUACGCCGAGAACAAGUAGCUCGAACUGCACUCCGACGAUGCCUUUCUCUUCCAGAAGGGCGGGGAUGCUUCUCAGCUGGCGGUCAUACUCCUCCAGCCAUCUUCAACGUCCUCGCCGCGAAGCCCGCGAACAUCGUUGGGUCCUCUGAGGGCUCGGUGGACCAUCCAAGAAGGGCCUGUGGCCGCAGGGGCAAGCUUGGGAAAGCCUUGAAUGAGGAUGAAACUUUGACUCCUCUGGGUUACCACUUGGCCAAGCUGCCCUUGGAUCCUCAGACGGGCAAGAUGAUCAUCAUGGCGUCCAUCUUCUCUUGCCUCGAUCCCAUCCUCACGGUGGCCGCGAGUUUGAGCUUUAAGGAUGCCUUCAUGGUGCCACUGGGAAAGGAGAAGCUUGUGGAUAAAGUGAAGAAGCAGUUCGCUGGAGACAGCAAGAGUGACCACAUAAUGCUCGUCAACGUUUUUUCUCAGUGGGAAGAAGCAGUAAAGCAUCGCAAUGGCAAUGAUUUCUGCUAUGCAAAUUUCCUUUCGUGGAACACACUCAAGAUGCUUUCGAACAUGCGACAACAGUUUGCCGAGUACCUGCAGGAGCUGAACUUCAUCAACUCAAAGAACAUCAAAGCCCGAGAGUUCAACCAAAAUUCUGACAACUUGAAAGUCUUGCAAGCUGUCAUCUGUGCUGGCCUGUACCCAAAUGUUGCUAAAGGCAUUUUUGCCAGAAGUAAAAGACUCAUGAGGUGCUCCACAAAGACCGAUGCAAAGACAUCACUACACCCAAAGUCUGUAAACGUUGGCGCAGCGGGCUUUGACACUCAGUGGUUUGUGUACUACACCAAAAUCCGAUCUACAAGGACGUACCUGCACGACAUCACUCCAGUCUAUCCCAUUCCACUGCUGCUCUUUGGAGGCUUUUUCAGGCACAGUGGCGACACCAUCACUCUUGAUGAUGGAUCACCAUUCAUUGCGACUAUUAAUCUCUGGCAAGCCUUCGUGAAUAACAACACGAAAAAGGUGUUGCAGAAAGGAGACAAAUUGAUUCAGUUGGACUUGGCCAAAACACUGGACGACAUCGCCAAAAACGGAGCUGACUACUUUUAUAAUGGCUCCUUCGCUAAGGAACUCGUUCAAGAAGUCGCUGACAAUGGUGGUGUGAUGAUUGAAUGGGAUCUCACGAACUACUCGGCAAGUUGGGUGACGCCGUUGAACAGGACUUUCAAAGGAAACCUCACCUUGUAUACCGCACCACCGCCAGGCAGUGGCGGAGUCGUCGCUUACAUACUGGGCAUCAUGGACGCUUUCCGCGCUAAGGAAGAUGAAUGCCUCCAGGAGAACGUCUCGACGUUACACAGGUUCGCUGAAUCGUGCAAGUUUGGGUAUGCGAAGAGAGCCGACCUUGGUGACCCUCAAUUCGUGGACUGCGAGCAGGUGCUUACCGAAAUGACCUCUACGGAAACAGCCGAAACAGCGAAGGGCAAGAUAAAUGACUCUCGCACAUUUGGUAACCUAGAAUACUACGGCUAUACCUACGGGAUUGCGCGACAUGACCAAGGAAAUGCACACGCCACCUUUUGGUAUCGGGACGACAUCGUCAUCGCUGUGUCCAGCACAAUAAACCAUCCGUACGAUUCCGUUUUAUCGCAGUCGUCCCUGAUAACAGCUAGGGUGCCACGUUAGAUUAAUGGACUUUUG
This is a messenger RNA of Rhipicephalus sanguineus (brown dog tick), 2260 nucleotides long. RefSeq lists its product as uncharacterized. The record is from RefSeq and is a predicted model, not a curated record. Gene Ontology annotation, cellular component: plasma membrane. Lineage: Eukaryota; Metazoa; Arthropoda; Arachnida; Ixodida; Ixodidae. The transcript is spliced from 14 exons. The coding region runs from base 11 to 2245 and encodes 744 amino acids. Gene Ontology annotation, molecular function: glutathione gamma-glutamate hydrolase. Gene Ontology annotation, biological process: glutathione catabolic process.